GGAAUAACACAUGCCCCUUGCAAAUAGCCACCCACCCCGAUUACGACGUCGUUUACCCAGGACCAGCCCUGACCCCCUGGUCCGAAAAACACACCACAUCUCUUCAAUUUUCAUUUUCAAUUUCAAUUUCAUUUCAAUUUCAGUUUCAAUUUCAACUUCAAUCUCAAUUCAAAUUCUUGUUUGAUUCACGUUCUUCAUAUUCAAAUUCAAAAUCAGUUAAUCACCGAGUUGUUGAACAGAUCGUACAUUUGUGUAUCAAACUAUAAACACAUUCUCCAGAUUUGUUCCGUGAAAAACCCUAGAUCAUUCAACAGAUUUGAUCCAACGGUUGCAGAUUUCAUUCACGCAAGCUGAGGCAAUUCAUUUCCGAUUUAUUAACACAAGGUGGACUCAUUAGUGGGUUUUGGAGAAAGUGUUGGUGUCAUGCAGUUGGCUCUUUAGAGUCUAAACACCCCCUUGCUUACGUAAUCUAGAAAUACCCUUGUCACAUAGUGGUAUUUGAUCUAUGGGCGAGUGGGUGAUUGGAGCUAUCAUCAAUCUUUUUGGCAGCAUUGCCAUUAACUUUGGAACUAAUCUUCUUAAAUUGGGUCAUGAUGAGAGAGACAGACACGCGAUGCUAGGUGAAGGUAUAGACGGAAAGACAAUAUUGAGGCCUAUUAUAAGUUUCCAGUCAUGGAGAAUAGGUAUUCUAUUUUUCGCUUUUGGAAACGCUCUUAACUUUAUUUCAUUUGGAUACGCUGCCCAGUCACUUCUUGCAGCAUUGGGAUCUGUACAAUUUGUGUCAAACAUCGCAUUUGCCUACUUUGUCUUGAGCAAAACAGUAACUGUCAAAGUAUUAGUUGCGACAAUUUUUAUCGUCCUCGGAAACACCUUUCUUGUUGCAUUUGGCAAUCACCAGUCACCUGUUUACACACAGGAGCAGUUGGCAGAGAAGUACAGUAACAUUACCUUCCUUUUUUACUGUCUAUUUUUGGUGGUAGUGGUUGUCAUGCAUCACUACGUAUACAGGAGAGGUGAAUUGCUGCUUGCUAUCCCAGAGAAAGAACUAACGCCCUACUGGAAACUACUGCUUCCGUUUUCGUUUGCUGUUGUUUCCGGGGCCGUAGGAUCGUGUUCGGUUCUUUUUGCAAAGUCACUUUCGAAUCUUUUAAGAUUGUCCAUGUCAAGUUCGUAUCGCCUGGAUAGCUGGUUCACGUAUUCGAUUCUUGUAUUGUUUCUAUGUACUGCUGGAUUUUGGAUGGCAAGGUUGAAUGAAGGAUUAUCACAGUUUGAUGCUAUACUUAUAGUCCCCAUGCUUCAGAUCGCUUGGACCUUUUUCUCAAUUUGUACUGGAUUUGUGUAUUUCCAGGAAUAUCAGGUCUUUGAUGCGUUGAGGACUGUGAUGUUUAUUCUGGGAAUGAUUUCCGUAUUCAUAGGAAUUUCAUUGCUGGCACCCGAUGACUCUAAAGGAGAAGUCAAGGAUAGUCCGUCUCCCUCAUCAAAAGUCAACACGGAUGUAGAAAGGUUGAUUGAAGACUCGUCAAUCAAGGAUAUGAAGUCGCUUGCAAGAGCAAUGGCAACAAAAGCCUCAGCUGCAGUUAUCAGAGCAAAGAGUGCUUGCACGCUGUUGUUGGGAAUGGGAGAUGAUACAAUGCAUGCAUCAUCAGUUUUUGCAAUGCCUAUGGUUUCAUCCAAAAUGACGGGAUUCAGAGCAGUGAACGGUGACCGGUCAAAGUUGCUGUCCUUGAGAAGCCCAUCGGGAUGGAAUAGGAUCCCGGUGGUGGAAGAAACUGUAAAUAUGAUGGAUAGUAUAUCGAGUGAAGAGGAUUAGUACAUGGGAUUGUAUGGGUGUUAUAUAUGUCAUUCUAAUGGAAGGAGUGUGGUUGUUGUAGUAAUGGGGAAAGAGGAAAGCGCCACGGGAAGCGAAUGUAUAGUUGUUUGAUUGGUUGGAUUGAAUUUGGAUGUAUAUCCUCUAUGAUUCUUAAUUUUUUGGGGCCAACUGUAGGCUGUGUUUUCUGGUUUAGUGGGUGCAUGUUGAUGUUGUAAUGUAUUUAACAGGGGUGACAAUCUGUGACACAACCCGCAGCAAGGUUAUGUUUGGGUUGACUUGUUUAA
This is a messenger RNA of Helianthus annuus (common sunflower), 2094 nucleotides long. Its product is annotated as probable magnesium transporter NIPA8. The coding region runs from base 506 to 1810 and encodes 434 amino acids. Gene Ontology annotation, molecular function: magnesium ion transmembrane transporter activity. The record is from RefSeq and is a predicted model, not a curated record. NCBI's taxonomy places the organism in Eukaryota, Viridiplantae, Streptophyta, Magnoliopsida, Asterales, Asteraceae. The transcript has 14 exons. Gene Ontology annotation, biological process: magnesium ion transport. Gene Ontology annotation, cellular component: membrane.